CGAACAGAAGGGACUGUUAGAGUUGAGUUUAACAUAAAUAAUCCUAUAUUGAUUGAUCACAACAAUGAACCACCAUUAGUACCAUAUCGAAUCCCAAUUAUUGGACAUACGUAUAGUUUUCUAUUUGACGCUGAAAAUUUCCUCAGAAAGUGUAGGGAUAAGUAUGGUGAACCAUUUAGCUUAUUUGUCUUUGGGAGCGUAAUAACUUUUACAGGGGUUGAAACCUCUCCUGAAGUCCUAAAAAAUGCAGACGUUUUUGAUUUUCCUGCGGCAAUAGACAAGAUAUUUCCAAUAAAUCAGAUGUUAUCAAGAUUCAAGAAAUUUGACCAAGAUGACUCAAAUGAAUAUCUUUCUCGAGUAGUUUAUGAACAGAUGAGCGGUAAAAUUAACUUAUAUACACCAAGAGUACAAAAAGAACUUGCGUUUGGAAUUGAAAAAUAUUUUGGCAAUUGUGAAGAGUCCAAAGUUUUCAAAAACAUUAGUAGUACAUUAUCACUAAUAAUCGCCAAACCUGUUGCUAAUGUUUUGCUUGGUGAAGAAGCUGCCCAAUUUGAAGAUAUUAUAGAAUCAUUUUCUUUAGCUGAAAAAGAUUUAUUCAAACUUGCUCUUAUUCCUCCUUUUGGUUGGAAUCCGCUUAGUCGACACAGAGAUCUUUUUAUCAAACGAUUUAAAUCAGUUGUUGAAGAACGCGUCCGUCAAAGAAUGGAACUUGGUGAAAAAUAUAUUCAAAAGGAGGAUUUACUUGACUUCUAUUUAAGUGAACCAAAUUAUAAAACAGAUGUCGUGGAUGAUCAAUAUGUGGAUGAUUUAUUUGGUCAAAUCUAUACGAUAGUUUUUUCUUCGAUUAAUACAACCUCUAAAGCUCUUACAUUUGCGCUUUUUGAUUAUGCUGGAAGACCCGAGUUAUGGGAUGAAAUCUACGAAGAACAAUUAAAUAUUCAUAAUGAGUCAAAUGGUAAUUUAAGCAUUGAGGAUGUUAAUAAAAUGGUAAAGUUGGACUGUUUUAUAAAAGAAUCGUUUAGACAUUCUAUCGAUAUAGCUCAAUUACCACAUAUCAUGACUGAUAAGUCAUAUACAUUUAAUAACGGAGCCACUAUACCCAAAGACCGUGAGGUUUAUAUCUAUAUGAGAGAUACUGCCUUUAGUAAGGAACUCUUUGGAGAAACAGCGAAUGAAUUCCAACCAAAGAGGCAUAUAACUUCAAAUUCUAAUGGCAAAAUUGUUCACUCGCAAGCUACAAAACUUCAUAAAUCUUCUCUAACUUUUGGUGGCGGUAAACACGCAUGUCCUGGUAGAUUUUUUGCUGUUAGCGAAAUUAAGAUAUUUUUUCACAUGUUGAUUUUAAAAUAUAAAAUUAGAACUGAAAGUGGCAGAAUUGAUCCUUGUAGAGUAAUAUCUUCUCUUACUUUGCCACCUAAUUCUGGUUUAAUUUUUGAAAAUCAUAACUAG
This is a messenger RNA of Cetraspora pellucida, 1449 nucleotides long. Lineage: Eukaryota; Fungi; Glomeromycota; Glomeromycetes; Diversisporales; Gigasporaceae. The record is from the annotation of a GenBank genome assembly.